Messenger RNA from Penicillium olsonii, 1740 nucleotides. The record is from the annotation of a GenBank genome assembly. NCBI's taxonomy places the organism in Eukaryota, Fungi, Ascomycota, Eurotiomycetes, Eurotiales, Aspergillaceae.
AUGCCACGCAAGAACGCAAGCCUCUCCAAGCGCCGCUCCAAACCGAACCUCAAACUUGCGACCGGGUCGAAUGGACAGGCGAAUGGCAAGAUGAAUAACAACAUUGAAAUGCGCAGCAGGGACACCCCCUCCGCGGAAUCAUCAGCGGAACGGACAGCCCAACUCAUGUCUCGUCCCAGCUUCUCUCUGGAUAACGAACCACCUUUCGCCCCGCAAACCCCCGUCCAAACCACGACCACCUUCCAUAAUCUACCACGCAGUGAUCGCCGCAAUUUCAUCCUGCUGGUCCUACUAUACUUCCUCCAAGGAAUCCCCAUGGGCCUGGCCACGGGCUCGGUGCCCUUCCUUCUCAAGCCCUAUCUCUCCUAUGGCCAGAUCGGAGUCUUCUCACUCGCCUCAUAUCCAUACUCGCUCAAGCUGUUCUGGAGCCCCAUCGUCGAUGCAGUGUGGAGUACGCGUUUUGGGCGCCGCAAGAGUUGGAUCACCCCGGUCCAGGUGAUUGCGGGUCUCGCCAUGAUCUAUCUCGGAGGCCACAUCGAGGACAUGAUGGUCCAAGCCGGGGCUAAUGGGGGCGCCGGAGUCUGGAAAUUCACCUACUGGUGGUUCAUGCUGGUGUUGUUCUGCGCCACCCAAGAUAUUGCCGUGGAUGGAUGGGCGAUUACAUUGAUGUCUCCCCCCAACAUUUCCUAUGCCUCGACUGCCCAGACCGUCGGCCUGACUGCAGGCCAUUUCUUGUCGUACACAGUGUUCCUCGCAUUCAACUCGAAAGACUUUGCCAACCGAUGGUUCCGAUCGAUUCCCGGCGAGAGCGGCCUGUUGUCUCUGGGGACGUACCUGAGCUUCUGGGGCUGGGCGUACCUGAUUGUGACCUGUGGGCUGGCAUUCCUGAAAAAGGAAGAAAGCACCAAGGACCGCGACAGUAUCAUGGAUGUCUAUAAGAGCAUGUGGAGUGUUCUCAAGUUGAAGCACAUUCAAACCAUCAUUCUGAUUCACCUGAUUGCCAAGAUCGGCUUCCAGGCCAAUGAUGGAGUCACCAGCCUCAAACUCCUGGACAAGGGCUUCGGUCAGGAUAACAUGGCUCUGGUAGUGCUGAUUGAUUUCCCAUUCGAAAUCAUGCUGGGGUACUACGCGGGCCAGUGGUCCACCAACUACGGAGCCAUGCGUCUAUGGGGCUGGGCCUUCGUGGGACGCCUGGCAGCCGCCGUGCUCGCGCAGUUGACCGUGAUGAUCUACCCCAGUGCCCCGGAAGUGCCGAUGUGGUACAUGCUCACGGUGAUUGGUGAACACGUUCUGUCGACCUUCAUGAACACCGUCAUGUUUGUCGCCAUCUCGGCCUUCCACGCCCGCAUUGCUGAUCCGGCCAUCGGUGGGACCUACAUGACUCUGCUCGCCACGGUCUGCAACCUCGGUGGAACUUUCCCCCGUAUCUUCGUCCUCAAACUCGUCGACUUCUUCACCAGUGCAACCUGUCUCCCCCCAACCGUCGCCCCUCCUGCCGAUUCCCUCAAGGACACUCUGGUCACCACUGCCUUCUCGUGUGCCCUCGAGCCGGAGAAGAACCGCUGUGUCAACGGUGGUGGUACCUGCCAGGUUGACCGCGACGGUUACUACAUGACCAACAUGAUCUGUGUGCUCAUUGGCACACUCACUUUUAUAAUGUUUAUCAAGCCGGCCGCACAGAAGCUGCAAGCUCUGCCAUUGCGUGCGUGGCGAUUGAACCCUGGUCCCGGGCGGGAAUGA